AAGAGAAAAAGAGAGAGAAAGAGAAAGAAAAAGAAAAAGAAAAAGAAAAGAAAAGGGCAAAGAAGAGGGAUGUGAAAAUGAAAACACCCACUAACUUUGAUAUAAAUUCAAAACAUUUUAAUAUGUUGUUUUGAUUUGAUUUCAAGUGGGUGUUUCUUUCUAUUAAAACCAUUUUUCUGUAUAUAUUUUCAAGUACAGAAGAAAAUAACUUAUAUUCAUAGAAUUGGAAUUCUUCUUCCUAAUAUUUUUCUUCAUCAAUGGAUCCACCCAAAUCCAGAUCCAUGAGGCUUUAUCAUCUAUGGAAGGGUAACAAUACAUUUCUUUGUGGUGGGAGAUUCGUCUUUGGUCCAGAUUCAGGAUCAUUAUUCUUGACCUCACUCCUAAUUGGAGGUCCUGCUAUAGCUUUCUGCAUAAAAAUUAUAAUGAUUCUUGGAAAAGAUGAUCCACUUGCAAACUAUGAUCCAUGCUAUUAUUCUCCAGUAUUAAUUGGUGCAGUGGUCCUUCUUAUUAUGGACUUUAUCUUUCUUUUUUUAACAUCAGGUGGAGACCCAGGAAUCAUUCCUAGGAAUUCACGUCCACCUGAUUUUGAUGAAGUAGUUGAUGUUAGCACUACAUCCAUGGAAUGGGUGAAUAGUAAGGUUUCCAACUUGAAAUUACCUCGGACAAAGGAUAUAGUUAUUAAUGGUCAUACAAUAAAAGUAAAAUUUUGUGAUACAUGUCUAUUAUAUCGCCCUCCACGAGCCUCCCAUUGCUCCAUUUGCAACAAUUGUGUACAAAAGUUUGAUCACCAUUGCCCAUGGGUGGGACAAUGUAUUGGCAUGCGUAACUACCCGUUUUUCAUAUGUUUCAUAUCAUCGUCAACAACACUAUGUAUAUAUGUGUUCGUAUUUUCGUGGAUCAAUGUUCUUAAACAGGAGGGUAAUAUCUGGAGUAUCAUGUCUCGAGAUAUUCUAUCAGUUGUUCUCAUUGUCUAUUGCUUCAUAGCUGUUUGGUUCGUCGGUGGCCUCACUGUCUUCCAUUUUUACCUCAUUUGCACCAACCAGACCACUUAUGAAAAUUUCCGAUAUCGUUAUGAUAAAAAGGAAAACCCAUUCAGGAAGGGAAUAAUAACAAACUUCAAGGAAGUGUUCUUCUCCAAAAUUCCUCCCUCGGCAAUAAAUUUUAGAGCUAAGGUUUCAGACGAUGAAGUUAGUAUAACAAUGGAUGAUCCUGACCUAGAAGGAAGCUUCAUGAAUUCAAAAGAGGACAGAUUUGACAUAGAAUCAGGAGGAGGUAAGCUUGGUAAGGAAGGCGGUGGGAUGAGAGUAACGAGUAUUUUGCAUGAUUUGGACUACCAUGAUGACAACCUAAAGAGAAAGAGAGGAGAAGGAGUGGCGGCAUUUGAACCAUUAUUUCUUCAUGUUGAUCAUCUUCAAGAUUCUUCCAGAAAUUCACAACAUAUCAGUAAUACUGUUAAAGGUGAUGAUGCUAUUGGAGAUAAAAGGAGACAAUAGCUUUUAUCUAUUUAUCAAUCUAUUGAAAGUAACUUCUUGUUCACUUCAUGUUCCUACGCAGUUUUUAUUCUAAUUAAUUAUCUAAUAUAUAUAAAUCUAGUUCAACUUAUUUCAAAUGUA
Ricinus communis (castor bean) is the source of this 1613-nucleotide messenger RNA. RefSeq names its product probable protein S-acyltransferase 1. The transcript has 5 exons. Gene Ontology annotation, molecular function: protein-cysteine S-palmitoyltransferase activity. The record is from RefSeq and is a predicted model, not a curated record. Lineage: Eukaryota; Viridiplantae; Streptophyta; Magnoliopsida; Malpighiales; Euphorbiaceae. Gene Ontology annotation, biological process: peptidyl-L-cysteine S-palmitoylation; protein targeting to membrane. Gene Ontology annotation, cellular component: Golgi apparatus; endoplasmic reticulum. Bases 258 to 1493 code for a protein of 411 amino acids.